GAUGACCAGUGGGCGGACUGUUUUGCCCCUCCGUUUUAUAUCGAUUUCCCUUGCUGCUCCCCGCGUCCUCAUCGUGCAACUUUUCGUUGGAUUUUCUUCCUCCUAUAGUGUUGUACACGUGUUGCUCAUAGUGGAAGGGAAGAAACAUGGAAAAGCGGGCUCUUCCAUUUGCUUCCACAGAUUUCUCGAGCUCUCUCUCAAGCUCCGAAUCGCUGGCCUCUGCAAGAAGGAAAUCGCCAAUUCGAAAGCUUGGGUUUCCUGCUUUCUCGCUAGAGAUCUCUGCCAUGGCUGCUCCACCAAACUGGCGUCCGCUCUUUCGAACCAGCAUACCCUUACUGGAAUUUUAUGAUUUGGGAUAGUGGCGAUUUGAAACCGUUAACUGGGAUGAGAAUUAGAGUGAUUUGAAAACGAAGAGCAAGGAAUUGCAGGUGGUGUUCUGGUUUUUCAUUCCUUCUCAUCACUUCUACAAGAAGUUAGUUUUCUUUUCUGCAUUUAAAGAGUGUCUAAAGAAAAAUUGUAUGUGAUGAUUUUCUGCUAUAAUGUUUUGAAAUUCCUUAUUUUACUUGAAUGUAUUAGUGCUUGCUUUUGCUUUCACCCAGGUAUCAAAUUCGGUUUUGUUUGUAUGGUAACAUGGAUUGCUCAGGUUACGUAGGAGAGGAUGGAGGUGAGAAAUACAAUUGGGAAAGAUAUGCUGAGAGGUUUACAAAACACCUUUGAAGCUGUCGUAGCUUGAAUGGAAGACGCAAUUCCAACACCUAUCAAUCAGGUACAACCGUAUAAAAAGGCAACAAAGAUUAAAGUCCACGUGUGUAGAAUGUGGAGACCGAGAAUUUCAGGAACGACUGAUAAAAUUACAAGUCUGCACUGUAUACUGGUUGACAAAAGGUGGUACAAUAGUUCUAUCCGAUGAUGGUUGCUAUUUUUCAAAGGAUGCUGUGGAAUUUCAAGAUUGAAAACCGCUGGCUUUCAAUCUUUUAAAACAAAUUACCUUUGUAAGAAGCGCAACUUACCAAUAGACUGAAAACAGUGACAGAAGCAAAUGAAGAGGCCAUGGAAACACUGGAGAGUGCCAACAAACGUGACUGAUGUGACCUGUAAGCUGUACUGCAACAAGCUCACUGCAAGCAAAGGCCCCGCCAGCCAUAGCUGCAAUUUUGCUUCUUCAAUAACAUCCUCACCUAUACAAAUUCCUCUUUGAGAUGGUCGUACCCAGUGCACAAGGCUUCCGUUUUACGCAGGGUCUGGGAGAGGUGAAUGUCGGCUAGCCUUACCCCCAUUUAUGGAGAGGUUGCUCCCAAUAAAAAAGAAGGUUUACAGGGAGGAGAGGUUACCCCAUUCCAGCGCCAGGCCGCAAGCCUCUUUGAAGACCUACAUAUGAGUCGUAUACUGCCAUUCUACUCGGAGUCAAGAGAAAAAUGAAACUUUUGACCUCUGUUCUUGAAAAAGCAGACGUCGCCAUGGAAGAGAGCUUGCUAUUACCAAAACGCAGAGAAGAUGAGCAGCAACAGAGAAGAAAUAGCACUACAAGUAUUCUGACAUGGACUUCUUUCUUCGAAGAAGUGAAGAGGUUGGGAUGCAUAGCGGGACCAAUGGUUGCCGUGAUUCUAUCUCAGAGCUUGUUGCUGGUCAUUUCGAUGAUGAUGGUCGGCCACCUGGGCGAGCUCGCUCUCUCAAGCUCCUCCAUCGCCAUCUCCCUCUCCAACGUCACCGGCUUCAGUCUUUUCUUGGGAAUGGCUAGUGCAUUGGAAACUCUGUGUGGCCAAGCAUAUGGAGCAGAACAAUAUCAGAAACUUGGACUUCAAACUUACACUGCUAUAUUUUCUCUCAACUUAGUCUGUCUUCCUUUAUCUUUGAUAUGGAUUUAUAUGGAGAAGUUACUGAUUUUCAUGGGUCAAGACCCUGUAAUUUCUCAUGAAGCCGGCAAGUUCACAAUCUGGCUUAUUCCCGCGCUUUUCGCUUAUGCUACUCUUCAGCCACUCAUUAGAUACUUUCAGACACAAAGUUUAAUAACUCCUAUGCUCAUAAGCUCGUGUGUGACCCUUGUGUUCCAUAUUCCUCUGUGUUGGAUUCUAGUAUUCAAGUCUGGACUGAACAACCUUGGAGGAGCAUUAGCAAUCAGUAUUUCAUAUUGGGUGAAUGUGAUCCUACUUGCAUUGUACAUGAAGUUUUCUGCUGCCUGUUCAAAAACCCGAGUUCCAAUUUCUAUGGAGGUAUUCCAUGGAAUCAGAGAGUUCUUUCGCUUUGCCAUCCCUUCAGCAAUAAUGAUAUGCCUCGAGUGGUGGUCAUUUGAGCUGCUUAUCUUGCUGUCUGGACUUUUGCCAAAUCCGGCUCUUGAAACUUCAGUUCUGUCUGUAUGUCUGCAGACGAUUUCUACACUCUAUGCAAUACCUUUUGGGUUUGCUGCUGCAGCAAGUACUAGAGUUUCAAAUGAACUAGGAGCUGGUAACCCACAAGGUGCUCGAAUAGCUACUUUUGCUGCGAUGUUCCUUGCAGUCACAGAGACAACUAUAACCACCACCACGCUCUUUGCCUGCCGAAAUGUAUUUGGUUACACUUUUAGCAAUGAGAAAGAAGUCAUCGAUUAUGUCACAACCAUGGCUCCUCUAGUUUGCCUGGCCGUUACCCUAGACAGUUUGCAUGGGGUCCUUUCAGGUAUUGCUAGAGGAACUGGGUGGCAGCAUGUAGGGGCUUGCAUAAACCUCGGAGCGUAUUAUCUUUGUGGGAUUCCAGUUGCAGCCACACUGGCUUUCUGGGUACAGCUGAAAGGAAGGGGACUUUGGAUUGGAAUACAAGUUGGUUCUUUUGUGCAAAUCAUUCUGCUCUCUUCAAUAACAAUUGGUACAAAUUGGGAAAAGCAGGCAAGUAAGGCAAGGAAGAGGAUAUUUGAGGGAACCCCCCCACAAGUUAAUGGCUUGUGUGACAAGGCAGAGAGUAAUGAGUUUUGAGAGCACGGUUCUCUCUAUCGCGGGAAUAAGGAGAAAGUAUGAGCUUUAUCCAUUCUUUUGGCACAGAAAAAAUUUGUAAUAACAUGUUCGAAUAUGAUUCGUACAUAUAUAGACUUGGGUCCUCAAUCUCCUAAUAGCUUGUAUUGCAGUUGCUGCUAAAAAAAUUGAAAUGUGUCACUACAAUUUCAUACAAAAAAGGUGGUGAAAUAAAUUUGUGCGUGACCAUAGCAGUACUCUUAUCUA
Malus domestica (apple) is the source of this 3188-nucleotide messenger RNA. The record is from RefSeq and is a predicted model, not a curated record. NCBI's taxonomy places the organism in Eukaryota, Viridiplantae, Streptophyta, Magnoliopsida, Rosales, Rosaceae.